UUGCAAUGAAUAUGAAGUGCUAAUUUCACUUGGAAAAAUCAAAUUCUGCCUGAAAUAUAGUUUUGGAAUUACAAAAUGGCAUACUGUGAGUUGCCACCUUCGAAUGGAACCUCGAAGUGUACUGUUGUUCACGUGCGCGAUAAGGAUUUGGGGGUUCCCUCUGCGAAAAUGGCGGCAUUCGCACGACAGCAAACUCUAGAAGAGCAAAAAUACAACAAGGACUCUGUACACGAUUUGAAUUGGUCUUGUUUCUGCGUGGAUAGUUCAAUCGGUCCCUGUGGUCGAUAUUUCAGAACAUGGGAGAAUUUGUGUGUCUAUGCUAAACGCAGUGAAGAUGAUUCAAAAAAAUCAAAGAGUAAAAUUCACGAGUUGAAAAGCAAAGACGCGCCCAAAUAUGACGAGGAAAAGUGUUUCUCCUCCUUCCGUGACUUCAUGGCCUGUACUAUGGCCAAUCCUGACAUUAGACCGUGGGCUUCGGCUUUGAAGCGACACAAAGAAAGAACGACUGAACCAAAACCAACUGAAACUAAAAGCAGUUGAUUUUCCUAUCUGAUGACAAUGUUUAAAAACUGCCUUGGCUGUAGUUUUUUUUCAUCAGAAUUGAACUUCGAAGUUCAACUUUUGACUGAAUUGAUGCAAAAACAAUAAGUAAUUCAUCAACUGAAAAUAAAAGUGCUUGAUUUUCACGAUUUCUUGAUUUCAAAUGACGAUGUUUCAAAAUUGAACUGAUUACGAUGU
Symsagittifera roscoffensis is the source of this 738-nucleotide messenger RNA. RefSeq lists its product as uncharacterized. NCBI's taxonomy places the organism in Eukaryota, Metazoa, Xenacoelomorpha, Acoela, Convolutidae. The record is from RefSeq and is a predicted model, not a curated record. The coding region runs from base 76 to 540 and encodes 154 amino acids. The transcript is spliced from 3 exons.